Messenger RNA from Oryzias latipes (Japanese medaka), 1909 nucleotides. RefSeq lists its product as uncharacterized. The record is from RefSeq and is a predicted model, not a curated record. NCBI's taxonomy places the organism in Eukaryota, Metazoa, Chordata, Actinopteri, Beloniformes, Adrianichthyidae.
UACAUCUCAGAUUUCUAGUCAAAACAUUCGCUGUGGUUGAAGAGAUCUAAGGUUAUUGCUCUAGAAAGAGUACUUUGGAAACUUGGACACUUGGAGGACAUUCUUUGCAGAGACAAAAAGCUUUUGUUUCUGAAACUUUCUGGAAACUGUCAUUUCUGUUAUUUUACACCUAACAAGUGGUAAAAAUGCCCAGUGUAACUAAGGCAAACAGGCGCAACAAUCCAAGCCCAAAACUCAGUCAAGUUCUGGAGGAACUCAACACGCUGAAAAAGGCCCAUGAAAACCUCAUCCAGGACAAAAAAGGCCAGGCUCUUUCUACCAAGGUGGAAGCUCUUGAGCAUGAAAAUGCUCAAUUGAAGAAAGAACUAGAAGAACUUGCUGUUCCAACUGACACCAAAGAGUUGAGACAGAAAUUCAACAACUUAAAAGAAGAGAAAGAUCAGACGACUGAAGAACAGUUGACCCUGAAACAGGCCAACCUUGACAUGGUCUGGGAGCUGGAAGAGUGCAAGGCCGUAUUGAUCCAACAAAUGGACAUCAAUGACAAAAAUGAAGCUUGCAUCAAAAAGCUGAAACAGCAGCUUAAAUAUUUCAAAGAGCAGAAGGCUGCAAAGGGAGGCAAAGGACCCAAACCAGACACCAACAAAGCCUUUGAAGACUUUGAAAGAAAAUAUCAGGAGUUUCAAGAGGAAAAUGAGGAACUAAAGGCAGAAAAUCAAGUUCUGGUUGAUGAAAUUGGAGAUUUGGAGAGAGAAAAUGCUGACCUAAACAAGAAACUGGAGGUCUCUGCUCAGCAUGAAUCCACUAUCACUGAGCUGAAAGAGCAACUGAAGAAACAUGAGGAGGAGAAAAAGGCUCUCCUUGAAUUGAACAAACUCAGAGAAAAAGAAGCAGAAGAUGCAAAAAGGGAGUUGGAAGAAAUGAAGGCAAACAAAGAGAAGAAAACAGUCUCUGUGCAGACUGACUCUGAUGCUGAGGAGAAGAAAACAGUCUCUGUACAGACUGACUCUGGGAAUCAGGAAUGCAUCACCAAAGAGGGAGAAACCACAGAAGAACAGGUUGAGGUAGAAGAAGAGGAACCAAAGAAAGGAAAGAAGGUCAAGAGGUUUUCCUUCACCAAAUUUUGGCGCAGAUUGUUUUGCUCUAAAAAAGUCAAGCAAGCGACUGCACAAAAUUAAAAAAAAAGAUCAACCUAGUCUUAUAAAAAGGGGCUGCAUGGUAAGGUUUGCAUGUUCUUUCCAUGCAUGCGUGGGUUUUUCUCUGGGUGCUCCAGUUUUCCCCCCACAACCAAAAAUAGAAAAGAUGUAUAUCAUGAUUGGUCAGGGUUUAGAAGCUAGUGGGAGUGUGUGCAGUGAUUGAGUUCAACUUUUGUUUUUUGGUUUUUUAAGUGAAAAAACGGGCUGCAUGGUUAAAUUGGCGUGUUCUUUCCAUGCAUGCGUGGGGUUUUCUCUGGGUGCUCUAGUUUCCCCCCAACCAAAAAUAGAAAAGAUGUAUAUCAUGAUUGGUCAGGGUUUAGAAGCUAGUGGGAGUGUGUGCAGUGAUUGAGUUCAACUUUUGUUUUUUGGUUUUUUAAGUGAAAAAACGGGCUGCAUGGUUAAAUUGGCGUGUUCUUUCCAUGCAUGCGUGGGGUUUUCUCUGGGUGCUCUAGUUUCCCCCCACACACACAAAAAAGUGAAAAUCAAGAUUCCUAAAUGUAAUGACACAAGACACUGGUAAUAUCCAGGAAAACAUUGAAAAAGAUUUUAAGAACAUUUUUUUUGUGGUUAAAUUGAAGCUUUUAACAAAAAUGUACAUGUUUACUUCCAGUCAUUCAUUAAAAGUGUAUUAUAUUUUAUUUCCAUGUAUUUAUGCAAAUGUAUAUAAUGUACAAUAACUAGUUAUGUGUUAGUCUGUAAUAAUAAAAUUAAAA